Oryzias latipes (Japanese medaka) is the source of this 3631-nucleotide messenger RNA. Lineage: Eukaryota; Metazoa; Chordata; Actinopteri; Beloniformes; Adrianichthyidae. The record is from RefSeq and is a predicted model, not a curated record.
ACUAGCUGCUUUGUUGUGCAGAUAGAAUAUCGUGAACGGUAGCGGUAUAUUUUUUAUGUCAUAUGUAGGUGCAGUAACUACAUUAUCUGUGUAAAUAUACCCAAACAGCGGCAUUUUAAGGUAGGGCUUUAGGAAAUUUAUUCUGAAUACGAGAUUAGUAGGUAACUAUAACCCGGUCUACCUAGCCAGACAACAACGUGCUUUCAGUUUUCGUCUCAGAAAGACCACAGUUAGUUAUAAGAAAUACAUCUAUUUUUCUCUGAAGCUGUGAGCUCCCAGACGACACAUUGACGACCGCCGUGCAAGAAACGAAGACUGCUGGGGAGAUGGCGAGUUCUGUGGGAAACGUGGCAGACAGUACAGAACCAACAAAACGUAUGCUUUCCUUCCAAGGGUUGGCUGAGCUUGCACACCGGGAGUAUCAGUCAGGAGAUUUUGAGGCGGCCGAGCGCCACUGCAUGCAGCUGUGGAGGCAGGAGCCUGAUAAUACUGGAGUGUUAUUGCUGCUGUCCUCCAUUCACUUCCAGUGCAGAAGACUUGACAGGUCUGCUCACUUCAGUACUUUGGCCAUCAAGCAGAAUCCAAUGCUUGCAGAGGCUUACUCCAACCUGGGAAACGUGUACAAGGAGCGUGGUCAGUUGCAGGAGGCCAUCGAGCAUUAUCGCCACGCACUGAGGCUGAAGCCGGACUUCAUUGACGGGUACAUCAACUUGGCAGCAGCUCUGGUGGCUGCAGGAGACAUGGAGGGAGCAGUCCAAGCUUAUGUGUCUGCUUUACAAUACAACCCAGAUCUCUAUUGUGUACGUAGCGAUUUGGGCAACUUGCUCAAAGCCCUGGGACGUUUGGAAGAGGCUAAGGCUUGUUACCUGAAAGCCAUUGAGACUCAGCCCAACUUUGCUGUCGCUUGGAGCAACCUCGGUUGUGUGUUCAAUGCCCAGGGGGAAAUAUGGCUCGCUAUACACCACUUUGAAAAGGCAGUCACAUUGGACCCAAAUUUCCUGGAUGCUUAUAUCAAUUUAGGAAAUGUUUUGAAAGAAGCUCGCAUCUUUGACAGAGCUGUUGCUGGAUACCUGCGAGCUCUGAGUCUAAGCCCCAACCAUGCAGUGGUUCACGGGAACCUGGCCUGCGUUUACUAUGAACAGGGACUCAUCGACCUGGCCAUCGACACCUACCGGCGGGCCAUUGAACUGCAGCCCCACUUCCCAGAUGCCUACUGUAAUCUGGCAAACGCAUUGAAGGAGAAAGGAAAUGUGUCUGAAGCAGAAGAGUGCUACAACACAGCCUUACGUUUGUGUCCCACUCACGCCGAUUCCCUGAACAACUUGGCAAACAUCAAACGUGAACAGGGCAACAUUGAGGAGGCAGUCCAGCUCUACAGAAAGGCUCUGGAGGUAUUCCCAGAGUUUGCAGCAGCUCAUUCUAACCUGGCCAGUGUCCUGCAGCAGCAGGGCAAACUUCAGGAGGCUCUCAUGCACUACAAGGAGGCAAUCAGAAUCAGCCCCACAUUCGCUGAUGCCUAUUCCAACAUGGGAAACACUCUGAAGGAAAUGCAAGAUGUCCAGGGAGCUCUGCAGUGCUACACUCGUGCCAUCCAGAUCAAUCCAGCCUUCGCUGAUGCUCACAGUAACCUGGCCUCUAUCCAUAAGGAUUCUGGAAACAUCCCAGAGGCCAUUGCAUCCUAUCGCACCGCCUUGAAACUCAAGCCAGAUUUUCCUGAUGCUUACUGUAACUUGGCACAUUGCCUACAGAUUGUUUGCGACUGGACAGACUAUGACGAACGGAUGAAGAAGCUGGUUAGCAUCGUGGCUGACCAGCUGGACAAGAACCGCUUGCCCUCGGUGCACCCGCACCACAGCAUGCUCUACCCACUCUCCCACAACUUCCGCAAGGCAAUUGCCGAGCGCCAUGGAAACCUUUGCCUGGACAAGGUACACGCACUGAUGAAAAUUAACGCACUGCACAAACCUGCUUACGAGCAUCCCAAGGAUUUGAAAGCCAGUGGUGGACGUCUGCGCAUCGGCUAUGUCAGCUCCGACUUCGGAAACCACCCCACGUCUCACCUGAUGCAGUCCAUCCCAGGAAUGCACAAUCCAGAGAAGUUUGAGGUGUUCUGCUAUGCGCUCAGUCCUGACGAUAGUACAAACUUCCGUGUAAAGGUUGUGGCAGAAGCCCAUCACUUCACAGAUCUCUCCCAGAUACCUUGUAAUGGCAAAGCAGCUGAUCGCAUUCACCAGGAUGGAAUCAACAUUCUGGUCAACAUGAACGGAUACACCAAAGGAGCUAGAAAUGAACUGUUUGCCCUUCGCCCUGCUCCCAUUCAGGCCAUGUGGCUCGGCUACCCCGGAACCAGUGGGGCUCCGUUCAUGGACUACAUCAUAACCGACAAGGAGACGUCUCCCAUGGAAGUCGCUGAGCAGUACUCUGAGAAGCUCGCCUACAUGCCCAACACUUUCUUCAUUGGAGAUCAUGCCAACAUGUUUCCCCACCUCAAGAAAAAGGCAGUGAUUGAUUUCAAAUCAAACGGUCACAUCUUUGACAACCGCAUUGUUCUCAAUGGCAUUGAUCUGAAGGCCUUCCUGGACAGUCUGCCCGACGUCAAAGUCAUUAAAAUGAAAUGUGACAACAACCAGGAAUCAGCUGGUGACUCGAAUGGAGCUCUGUCCAUGCCUGUAAUUCCCAUGAACACAGCUGCAGAGGCCAUCAUUAACAUGAUCAAUCAAGGCCAGAUCCAGGUCACGAUCAAUAACUUCACUGUCAGCAAUGGGCUGGCCACCACACAGGUAAUCAACAACAAAGCUGCCACCGGGGAGGAGGUGCCACGCACCAUUGUGGUGACGACUCGCUCCCAGUAUGGCCUGCCGGAGGACUCCAUCGUUUACUGCAACUUCAACCAGCUCUACAAGAUUGACCCGCCUACUCUGCAGAUGUGGGCCAAUAUCCUGAAACGAGUGUCCAACAGUGUGCUGUGGCUCCUUCGCUUCCCUGCUGUCGGGGAGCCAAACAUUCAGCAGUACGCUCAGAACUUGGGCCUCCCCGCCUCUCGCAUCAUUUUCUCCCCAGUGGCUCCUAAGGAGGAGCACGUGAGGAGAGGCCAGCUCGCUGACGUGUGCCUCGACACGCCGCUGUGCAACGGUCACACGACAGGCAUGGAUGUUCUCUGGGCUGGAACUCCCAUGGUAACCAUGCCAGGCGAGACCCUGGCUUCCCGUGUAGCCGCUUCUCAGCUCCAGUGUCUGGGCUGCCCUGAGCUAAUAGCACAAAACCGCCAGGACUAUGAGGAAAUAGCAGUCAAGCUGGGAUCUGACAUGGAGUACCUAAAGAUGAUCAGAGCACGUGUGUGGAAGCAUCGAAUCUGCAGUCCCCUCUUCAACACCAAGCAGUACACAAUUGACCUGGAAAAGCUCUACCAGCUGAUGUGGGAGCACCACAGCAAUGGCAACAAACCAGACCACCUGGUCAAACUGCAGCCGGCUGAGGCCAGUGAGAGCGCCUGAACGACCAUACUCCUCCUGCAUCCCAUCUGAACUGUUUGGAGAGGGCGGGCUUUAGUCUCCUCUGUGAAUGACUGUCUUCAGCUCUCUCAUUCACUCCUACUUACGAACAGCCCGCACAUGCUCACAUUUGUCACCUG